CCACAUAAUACUGUUGCUUGAAUUUUAUUCCUAACAGAUAUUAAAGUCUGAAUGAUUUAUAGGACAAAGUGUAAAAGCGCUCUUUAUGUCAGACUUUGCUAACUGGCAGCCUUUACCUAAAGUUUGAACCAUUUCAACUGCACUGUCAAAACUAGAAUAUUUCACUGAUGCUGACUUAUCCUCAAUGUGAUCAUUAACUGAUGAGCCUAUCGGAUAGGAUGAAUGGUGUAUUAUUCGAAACGGACCUGGUUCUUUUUUAGGUACAAUACCUAUCGGUGAUAUCCUGAGAUUAGGUAUUGGUCGAUACUGGUAUGGACCUAACAUUCUCCCUGCUUUUAUUUCUUUAUCAAGUUUAUCAUGAGUGACAUAAGUGUUUUCUUCUGCAGAUUUUAGGUUAGGAGAUUCUGUUUCCUUGCGAACCGUAGUUCAAAACAAAACCUUGUGUAACACCUUCUAUUAAUUCUGCUGCCGCUGCCUGAUCCGGAUACCUUUCGAGCAAACUUCUCAAUACACUAGUCAUAACGGGUGAGAAACCUUUACUGGGAAGCUGAAACUUUUGGCUUAUUUUGGUUUGUUCGAAAUCUGCAGGAUUUCAUGGGAUGAAGUUUGGUACACUGAAUACAAGAAUGGGAAUACUUGCAAUUUUGUCUGUUACAGCUCCGGUAGUUGUAAUCGUAACAUGGCGAUUGGCGUCGGCCCUGCAUGUUGGACUGGGGUGAUCUAGUCUGCACACUCUGUUUGGAGUGGGUGUUCAUGAACAUCAGCCAAUAAUCUGGAUAGAUUCUUGCCAAUGAAUUGCUUGGAUCACGUGCCUGUCUAAUUCUAAAAUGUUGAUAAUAUGAUCUCCAACCCAUCCCAUCAUAUUUUUGUGCUGCCCACCUAAUGGUAUGCAUAUACUUAAUCAACUGUUGGUGCUUUUCUGGGAAUCUUUCCAGAUAAACGCUCAUGUAAAUAAGGAAGCAUGUAGACCAUUCCUCAAUAGUGCCAAUGCUGCCUGAAGGUUUUAUCAUAACCUCAAUACCACCCCUACUAUUCAUUGUCACCAUCCCAAUAUGCUGUGAUUCAACAAAUCCUGAUUGGGUUGUCUUCAGAAUAUUACUGAAAUCAAUUUAAGCUGUUAAGCCAUUUCAUCGAUUACGUCACAGUUUAUGUGCACAUACGCGUCACGUGAUACACAAUAAUAUUUCGAGGGACAAACAUUGCAGUUUUUCGCGCGCGUCUAUUUGACAGAUGUUUUGACGUUUACCCGCAUCCGUAUUAACAUGGCUUCUACAUCGCCUUUGUUUAACGUGUCUCUGCUGCCUGAAGAUGUCCCUGGAGCUCAGUUUAUUUAUCCAGACGUCGAUAGACAUUCAGUUGUUCAGCUGAAACGGUGGUUGUAGUGCCGAGGCCUGCCGAUGACAGGAAGGAAGACCGAACUCGUCGAAAGAUGUCAAGAGUGCAUCACAGCUCAGCAGAACACAAAUUUUGCCAUUUCCAUUGAUAAUGGGAAAUGGUACCAAAUAAAGGUUCAAGAUGUUUUGACAUCUCUUAACAGUUCAAGUCCGUGUUCGGCUGUGAGGCAACCUCCCACACCACCUAUCACUGGAUGGAAGGCCUUCCCUUCUGGCAACAUCCCACCAACCUUCUCAUAUGGCGAUAUAUACCAGUUUAUCAUUGCAUCAGCCAGACUACAGCCUCUACCACAAGUCACUCCUAUCAAUGACAGUGAUGAUGAUGAUCAGGACACCACCUUCAGCACUGCAAAGCCAAUGAAGAAGGGACGAGCUUUUUUUAAGAGUGGCCACAUACAAAAUAUUCAGACGUGUUCUAAAAAUGAGUAUUAUUAUCUUAAAUGUGAAUGUCUUCCAUCAUACAGACUAGGUAUGAUGUACCAUGUACAUGUUACUCUUGAUAAUUUUGCAGUCAUCCAGGAUGCAUCAUGUGAUUGUGUAGGUUCAGCCACUGGACGUUGUAGCCACAUUGCAGGAUCGUUGUUUGCAUUAGAGGAUUAUACUGUCAACUUUGGCUAUACAGCACCCUCAUGUACUUCUUUCUCUUGUUCCUGGAAUAAACCCCGAAACAAAACUAGAAACCCACAACCUGCCCACACUUUGCAGUACAGCAAAAAGAGAGCUCCUAACCGUGUUAUUGAUCAUGACCCAUGUCCUGUUGUAGAUCAGUCUCACAGAGCUGACAGUAGUUUUGCAACUGCUUUCAUUUCUACUGCACUUGCCUUGGAUACAAAUACUUCAUGGCAGAGUAUCCCAGAAAUUACUGAUGAUGAUUAUGAAUUGUCUAAUGACUUGAAGUUAUAUCUCAUGGAUAAAUGUGAUGUUUUCAUUGAAAAUGUGAAAGAAAGUAUUUCAGAGUAUGGAGUUGGCCCUUGUGAAGUACCUGGUACUGUGGGUCAAGCAAUUUCUGAUCAGUGGCAUAAUGCCAGGUGGUACAGAGUGACAGCAUCUAUUUGUAAAGACUGUUCUAUGGUAUCCACAGAUCGAGGUAGAUAUCGCUUGUUAUCAUCACAUGUAUGGGGUAUUGAUUGUUUUAAUACUGUUGACAUGAGGUAUGGAUCACAUAAUGAAAAAAAAGCCUUUGAAGACUAUUCAUUAAAAUAUGUAGAAACAUUUACCUGCCUUGCAAGUGGUUUCUGGAUAAAUUCGAAGUAUCCUGAACUAGGAUGUAGCCCUGAUGGCAUCUUACAGUCUCUCAGUACAGAUGUGGCUGAUGGUGUUUUAGAAAUUAAGUGCCCAUCAGUACUUGAAAACAUUAAUCCAACUGAGGCAAAAGAAAAACUUACAAAGAAGCAAUACUAUUCAUUUUUCAGCACUUUCGAAAAUGGCAGACUGAAAUUGAAAAGGAAUCAUAAAUAUUAUUUCCAAUGGCAAAUGCAAAUGGCCAUCGGUGAAAAAUCUUUUUGUGACUUUGUAAUAUGGUCGCCUGAGGGUAUGUCAGUAGAAAGAAUACCCUUCAAUAAAUUAUUUUGGGAACAGACAUACCGCCUCUUGAAAAUAUUUUACAAAAAUAUUCUAGUUCCUGAGAUAUUUGAAAUGAGAGUGCCAAAGAAAGCUACUUCCCUUUGAUCUGUCAAAGUAAGCAUAACAAACAUGUAACAUGAGUGAAUGUCCAUAAAAAAAACAAGACACAGAAGUUAAUGGUCAGUGUGUUAUAUUUACCGGUAUUCACUUCAACAUUACUUUGAUCAUAGAACUGAAUCACAUGAUGUAUGAUUCAGCUUUUUUUAAUACACUGUACAGUGUAUCCUUGUGAGGUUGUCAUGAUUAUUAGUACAAUAUACUUCAUGUGUAAACUUGACAUUAUACUAGGUGAGCUCCAUAUCGUACCACACUUAUGGUGAAUAUUUUUCUAGUGCUGUAUUCAUAAAGAAAGUGAAACACCUUUACGAAUACAUUUGAUAACUAAAAAACACCAAUUUGAGAUUACCGCAGUGUUUAUUUGCCUGAUUUACAACCAUGAUAACAAUAAUGUGAAGUACUGUCAUUUGUAAUUAUUUUUAUACUUCAUGGACUAAGUAUUUCACAAAUGUGGAUACAAGUUAACUUUGAUCAACACAGCAUGAAGAGAUUUUGUCGCAUACCUACUUAUUGAUGCAAGUACAUGUACUGUCAUAAAUCGUACAUAUGUAACGAAGAAGAUUCAGUGGUACCUUCAGAAUCAGGAAGGAGAAAAGGACACAUUUGAGUUUAAAUACAUAAUAUGUAAUAGAAACAAUCAUAUCAUGUAAACAAAACCAGUACUGACUUCCUGAAACAUUUGUUAUUGUUUUCAAGGAACAAGAAGUACUAAGUUGACACAAUCAGAACAUAUUUUUCAUUGUUUAGAGUUUAACAAACAAUUAUGGUGGUGACAAAAUGGUUGGGCUGAAAGGCAUAAAAAAUGUUUUGCAUAUCUACAGUGGUAAUGUUAUUAAUAUUUUUCAUUAUUACUAUUUUCAAAGUAAUAGUUACAUUGUUGGAAUAUUAUUUUAUCAUAAACUAGAUCAGUGGAGACAUGCAGAUACUGUUACAAUUGAAACAAUGGUUGUGAGUGUGUAUUUUUUUUAAUAUAACCACGAAUCAUACUUCUCGCUGAGAGAUACCUCCGUAAUGUUUACUCUUGUAGUCUUGACAUGUCAAUUAUUCACGCUGUACAAAAGUGUGCAUACCUCCUAUACAGAAACUGAGUCAAUGUUUCUGGCCUGUUCCCAUGACAGACAUAUCAAUUUGUACAACAAUACCAUGUUCAAAUGAUCAUUCCAAUACAUGCUGCAGUUUGAUACCUUGAUAAACAGUGAAAUAAUUGUAAUACCUUGUAUUCUAAUAACAGUUAUGACCAGGGGUCCGGAAAAUUUAUAAUCCCAAUCGGACAUUUGCAUUUAGGCCACGCCCCCUUCAAAUAGCGUAUUUUAGUACGACUUUUCACACACAUU
Molecule: messenger RNA, 4408 nt
Organism: Haliotis rufescens (red abalone)
Lineage: Eukaryota; Metazoa; Mollusca; Gastropoda; Lepetellida; Haliotidae
Exons: 3
Coding region: 1398-3062 (554 amino acids)
Molecular function (GO): zinc ion binding
Source: RefSeq, a predicted model, not a curated record